AAUUAUUUACACUACGGACUCCUCUAUCGUCAUUCACAAUUCCCCUUUCUCAAAGUUAUCCACGUAGUCCACAUUUCCUCUCGAUCGUCGCCUUUGCUCCACCCAACUGCCGCCGCACCACUCGCCCACACACUGAGAACACCCCAAGCGCCUGCUCUCAGUUCGUCACUGUACCUAUACAUGCACGCAGUAUAUGCAUGUAUGUUAUUCCGUAUGCAAUUUGCCAACUAAUCUAUAGCAUUGCAGCGAUGGGGGAGCCAAACCCUAGGUCAAGAGGUGGAAAAUCCGAUCCUCGAAGCAUGCGUUGCCCGCACUGUGCCGGCCCCCUUGCCAAGGAGAUGGAGACCAGCGAUUGGACUGUUCCGCCGCUUAUUAGAGACAGCUUUUCUAUGAUAGGAUCAGCCGUUGGCGGUACAGCAGGCGCAUUUUACGGCUUCAACCAUGUUAUGCCUAUUGUCAGGAGGUGGAUCAAAGGACCUAUGUGGGUGCAUUUCCUCAUUGGUGCACCACCAGUUGUUGUUUUCUCAUCAGGAUGUGCUGGAUUAGCUGGUGGUUCCAUUCCAGCAUUAGCCCAACUUGCUUCCUCAUCAUAUCAUGCUUUUGUGUCAUCUUCACCUUCUCCGCCUUCAUCCUCGUAGAAUCUGACAAUUACUGAAUCUAAAACUUUGUCCUCUUUACUGCUGGUGGUUGCUAAUGAAGGGAGAAAUGGAAGGGCACUUUGACAGGGAGGACUGCUAUUACGAUGUCUUGUACCAGCUCUUUGAUUAGUGGGCUUACGCUUGGGGAUCAUAUGCAUCUUGUCAGCAAACAACUAAUGGGCUUGGUCCCAUAUGUAAUUUCUGUAAUUAGACUAUCUGCCCAUGAGGAACAUAUAUACUCAUCGAAUUAGUUUUGAAACUUCUUAAGUGUAAAAGCAGUAACAAAUCCAUUUACUGUGUCUUUUACAAAUUCAAGCAUGUAUGCGCUCGAAAAUGUCAUGUCAGUUGAUUUUAUACUAUCUUUGGUGUCUUUUUUAGCU
This is a messenger RNA of Sesamum indicum (sesame), 1018 nucleotides long. RefSeq lists its product as uncharacterized. The record is from RefSeq and is a predicted model, not a curated record. NCBI's taxonomy places the organism in Eukaryota, Viridiplantae, Streptophyta, Magnoliopsida, Lamiales, Pedaliaceae.